Phyllostomus discolor (pale spear-nosed bat) is the source of this 903-nucleotide messenger RNA. It is a transcript of the gene RNF151, whose product is annotated as ring finger protein 151. Gene Ontology annotation, molecular function: zinc ion binding; ubiquitin-protein transferase activity. Gene Ontology annotation, cellular component: plasma membrane signaling receptor complex. The record is from RefSeq and is a predicted model, not a curated record. Gene Ontology annotation, biological process: tumor necrosis factor-mediated signaling pathway; regulation of canonical NF-kappaB signal transduction; positive regulation of JNK cascade. The coding region runs from base 1 to 870 and encodes 289 amino acids. NCBI's taxonomy places the organism in Eukaryota, Metazoa, Chordata, Mammalia, Chiroptera, Phyllostomidae. The transcript has 4 exons.
AUGGUAAGCCCCAAAUCCUCUUGCCUCUGGCCCUUGGAUUGGUACUUGACUCCAGAGACUUGCACAGAGCUGGACCCCAAUUCCCACACUAAGGAUGACCAGCGGGUCACAAGCCAAGCCCUGACACUGGCUUGGCCUUUGCAGAGCGGCGGGUAUGAUCUCAACCUCUUCACUAGCCCUCCCGACGGCAACCUCCUGUGUUCUGUCUGCCACGGGGUUCUCAAGAGGCCGGUGAGGUUGCCAUGCAGCCACGUCUUUUGCAAGAAGUGCAUCCUCCGGUGGCUAGCCAGAGAAAAGACCUGUCCGUGCUGCAGAAAAGAGGUGAAACGUAAAAAGAUGGUCCAUAUGAAUAAACUCCGAAAGACCAUUGGUCGCCUGGAAGUUAAGUGCAAGAACGCCGAAGCUGGCUGCUUGGUGACAUGCCCCCUGGCACAUCGCAAGGGACACCAGAACUCAUGCCCUUUCGAGCUAAUGGCUUGCCCCAACGAGGGCUGCAUGGCACAGAUGCCGCAUGAGGCCUUGGCCGAGCACCGGCAGCACUGCCAGCAUGGUACCCAACAGCGUUGCCCCCUAGGCUGCGGCGCCACCCUGGACCCAGCAGAGCGUAUACGCCACAACUGCCACCAAGAGCUGCGUGAGGCCUGGGACCAACACCAGGAGCGCAGCCGGAACCUGGUGCUGUGCCUGCUACGGCGCGUGCGCAAGGUGCACCGCACCACGAACCUCCUCCGCCGUGGGUUGGCCCAGCUAGGAGACUUCCUGGAGAACGACUCGCUGGUUUUCCGUGCCCAGCAGGAGAAUGCGGAGGCAACCCCAGAAGGCAGCAUUGGUGCUGAGGUUUGGGAAGUCCAGGGCCAAAGUGCCUUGUAAAUUGAGAGGUGAAUAAAUGCAAGCCCUGAUCUG